This is a messenger RNA of Coccinella septempunctata (seven-spotted ladybird), 1180 nucleotides long. RefSeq names its product phenoloxidase-activating factor 2-like. Gene Ontology annotation, biological process: proteolysis. Gene Ontology annotation, molecular function: serine-type endopeptidase activity. Lineage: Eukaryota; Metazoa; Arthropoda; Insecta; Coleoptera; Coccinellidae. Bases 86 to 1087 code for a protein of 333 amino acids. The record is from RefSeq and is a predicted model, not a curated record. The transcript is spliced from 3 exons.
UUUUUUCUACCGAAGUGAUCGUUUAUAAGUUAGAUUCGACCAAAUUUCUUUCCUUCCUUGAAUUGCUGCUACCCUUGUGAUCGUCAUGGAAAAAUCAACAUUAUUUGUACUUUUUAGUUUGUCAGUGUUAUUUCUUUUCGACUUGGCUCAUCCAGAAGAUAAUUCGACUGAGUCAUGUAUAUGCGUUCCUUUCUUUCAAUGCUCAAAUGACAUAUCCGGCGAAGUUGUGACAGAUGGCAAAUUUCUUCUCGACCAAAGGAUCGGCCAAAAUGAAAACGGCACCAAAUGCCCGGGACCUUUCGACGUCUGUUGCAAGGUGAAGAAGCCCAGCAGAAAAUCGGGUUCGAAACCCAGAAAGGCAGCGCCACCUUUUCCCAUACCACCCAUGAGAUCGCAAGGAUGCGGUUACGAUGACAACAUCCUCUCUUGGGCAGCCACCAUGCUCUUCCAAAAACCCGACAAGCUGUUCCCUCCGACCUACAAGUGCGGAGCCAGCAUCAUCCAUAGGGAUGUUGUUCUGACGGCUGCCCAUUGCUUGGAAGAAGAAGGAUAUUAUUUUAUUAGGACAGGAGAAGCCACCAGGAAGAUGUACAGCGUGGUCAUCCACCCCGAGUUCGAGAUGGGCUCCCUGCGUCACGACGUCGCCAUCAUAGUCCUGAGGAAGUACGACGGCAACGGCACCGCCACCACCUACCCCUGCAUCCCCAGGACCGUCCAGGUGCCCAACGGGACCGCCUGCGUGGCCGCCACCUUCAACGGCGACCUGAACCGGAUGGAGAAGAUCCGCAUGCCCUACGUGGACCCGGCCACCUGCACGCAACGACUCAGCACCACCAGACUGGGGCGGUUCUUCGAGCUGCACGAGAGCUUCGUGUGCGCCGGGGGCAGCGACAGGGACACCUGCGUCGGGGACGGCGGCAACCCGCUCAUCUGCCCGGUGCCGGGACAGCCGGGACGCUACGACCAGGUCGGGAUCGUGUCCUGGGGCAUAGGCUGCGGCAAGGCCGGCAUACCGGGGGUGUACGUCAACAUAUCGCACGUCAGGGAGUGGAUCGACGGCGUGCUGAGGGAGUACGGGAAGAAUUGAUUUGUUGUGUUGUGUUUUUGACGACGACGUUUGGAAGAUUUGUGUAACGAUUUUAAUAAAUGUCUUUUUUUAUUGAUUUCCGAACGAGAGUAA